AUGAGUAAGAUAAGAUCUAUUCAAGCCAACCCUACUCAGGAGGAAGAACUACGUAAAGCUGAAGUCGAGAAAGGGGAUUUGCCUUCAGCUCUUUCAGCACUCUAUACACGUCUUUCAGAAGCUGAACAAAAUUUUUCUGAUAUUGAUAUCAGAGAUACUUUGAUUGAAAUUGGGGACUAUUCAAUAAAUUAUUAAUUUACUAUAUUUUUCUUGCACCAGUAGAUGAAAUCUUAACAAAAACAAGCAUUAUCCUGAUUGAUUUUUAUUAAAUUCAUAAAUUUAGUAUAUUUCCAAGCUGAAGGGAAUUUUGAUAGAGCGAUCAAUAUCUAUCUCAUAGCGUAUGAUAAAGCCGGCGCAUCAGACAUAAAAAUCGAUAUUACACUCAAGAUCGCGCUCAUUGGCUUCAAAACAAAAAAUCUUGACAUGCUGAAGAAAGAAAUAGAACAAGCCACCGCAUUAUUUGAAGAAGGAGGAGAUUGGGAAAGAAAAAACAGGUUUAAGGCUUACGAAGCUGUCUAUUUCAUGAUGAUCAGAAAUUUUAAACAAGCCGCUCACAAUUUCUUGGACAUUUUGGCAACAUUUACAUCAACUGAGCUGAUUUCUUUCCAAGAUUUCAUUCAAUAUACAAUCUUGAUGUCCUUGGUUUCUCUUGACCGUGCAACUAUUAGAACUAAGGUAAUCCACGCUCCUGAAAUCUUGUCUGUGAUUCGUGAGAUGCCAACUAUUCAGCAAUUUUUAGACUCCCUGUAUAAAUGCAAUUAUAAGCAAUUUAUCAAGAGUUUUGUUGACGAGACUCUUUUUUCAAUUGAAUAACAAAAUAUUUUUUAUAUAUAUUCUAAAAUCAUUAUAUUUAACUUUUAUAUAAAAGUAUAAUUGAUUUGGUGGCUAAUGAUAACUAUAUAAGCCAGCAUAAAAGAUAUUGGGCAAGAGAAAUGAGAGUUGUGGCUUAUUCUCAAUUUUUAGAAAGCUACAGAAGCGUAACGCUAGAAAGCAUGGCAAAAAGCUUUGGAGUCAGCAUUGAUUUUCUUGAUAAAGAGCUUUGUGAGUUUAUUUCAUCAGGACGUUUGCCUUGCAAGAUUGACAGAGUUAAUGGAGUGAUUGAAUCAAACAGGCCUGACUCGAGAUCUGCUGUAUAUGGGUCCAUCGUGAAGAGCGGGGAUUACAUCUUGAAUAGGCUCCAAAAACUAGCAAGAAUAAUGGACGUCUAA
This is a messenger RNA of Blepharisma stoltei, 1208 nucleotides long. Lineage: Eukaryota; Ciliophora; Heterotrichea; Heterotrichida; Blepharismidae. The record is from the annotation of a GenBank genome assembly.